Messenger RNA from Diabrotica virgifera virgifera (western corn rootworm), 833 nucleotides. Its product is annotated as protein LTO1 homolog. The record is from RefSeq and is a predicted model, not a curated record. The transcript has 2 exons. NCBI's taxonomy places the organism in Eukaryota, Metazoa, Arthropoda, Insecta, Coleoptera, Chrysomelidae. The coding region runs from base 146 to 568 and encodes 140 amino acids.
CUAACCUAAGUUAAAAUCUGAAAUUAUAAAAGUAGAUCAUUUGCGACAGAUACGGAUACAUAUUAAUUUUUCUUAAAAAAUAUCACCGUAUUCCAUCACUACAAAAGCACAAUAAGAUAAGCAUGCACAUAACAUCUGUUUAAUAAUGUACGACAAUAUUAAAGAUAAAGACAUAAAUGAAGUUUUUGAUGAUAUACUGCUGUUUGAAGAAAACGUGAUAGAAGAAGCAUACGAAGAAGGUUUCAAGAUAGGUGUCCAGCAAGGUAACAAGGAGGGAUAUCAUUUAGGUUUCCACAGAGGUUCAGAAAUUGGUGCAGAGAUUGGCUUUUAUCUAGGCGUCGUAGAGAAAUACUUAGAACUCUAUUCAAAAAGUACAGAUGAAAAAUUUUCAAAACCAAAAAGCUCCUUAGAGAAUUUAAAAAAAAUUUUAUCUGAGUUUCCGCGAAGUAAUUCUGCGGAAAUUGAUGUAUUUGAAGCGCUUGAUACAAUUAGGGCACAAUUUAAGAAAGUUUGUGCACAGAUGAAAGUUAAUAUCAGCUAUCCAGGGAAAAGUAAUAUGUCAUUUUGAAAAUGAAUGCCACUAGAGUUUUAAAAGAUCACAUUAAGCAGCUUACAGACUACUUAGAGCCAUUUCUACCUUUAGCGAAUUUUCAUAUGGUCGAUUAUUUCAUAAAUAACGCAUUUGUAAAGUAUAUUCCAAUAAAAAUUCAAGAAGAUAUACAAAAGGUAGGCUAUAAAGAAGCUGUAAGUUGUAUAUUUAAUGAUAACUACACAGAUUUACCAAAUCUCGGCAUAUUUAAUGAGAAAUCUAAACAAUUUACGUUAAAAAAUAU